Guillardia theta CCMP2712 is the source of this 999-nucleotide messenger RNA. RefSeq lists its product as hypothetical. The record is from RefSeq and is a predicted model, not a curated record. NCBI's taxonomy places the organism in Eukaryota, Cryptophyceae, Pyrenomonadales, Geminigeraceae. Bases 1 to 999 code for a protein of 332 amino acids. The transcript is spliced from 8 exons.
AUGGCGGCCUGGGGCUGGCGCGAGGCGCUGGUGAUGGCAGGGCUGGGGCUCAUGGUCGUAUGCGUUGGUCACCUGAGUGGCGUUACACCGAUGGAUAACCUCCUGCAAACCAUUCAGUAUCCUUCACAAACCGCACAAUCCGCCUACAACAACCAGAACAUGGCGCCAUUGGGGCAGCUCCUCCCUCCCAACGUGAUGCAGCAGAUGGUUAGCUACCCGUACCAGUACAGAACGCCAGUCUAUCCUACGUCCAACUCACCUGCAAUGGGGUAUCCUCAGUACUAUCAACCUGCUCCUGUACCUCAGAUGUUACAAGGCGCACCGAUCUGCCCCAACAACGGUCAGCAAUGCAAGAAUGCUCUUUGCGAGGGAGAUAUGGGAUGCGUGCAGCAGGACCCGUCCGGACAACUCAGAUGCGCUUGUCCUCCUCCUCCUAGCACCACUGCAGCUCCCGAGACUACUCCUCCUCCUGUUGGCAGCCAGCAAUGGCUGCAGCAGCACGCAGUCCAGGCUCCUGGCCCUUCCCAGGCAGCGGCAGGGAUGAACUUGGCGACAUACGAGUCCGGCAACGUGGCACUGCAGCUGCAGAAAUAUCUGCAGAGCAGGGCAGACAAGGCAGAGGUCAAGUCAAAGAUCAUGGCGAUACAGUUGAAGGCACUGGAGAAAGCUCAACCCUGCCAUCUGGUCACUCUCGACGAUGGAUCGGUUCAGUGUGCAGACGAGAACAAGGCUAUGAAACCCACAUUGCUGCGAGAGCUGGCUGGUGGGACCCUCUUGGCUGGAAACUCGACGACGACUGCACCCAACGUGCAUCCUCUGUCCAAGAGUGAUGUCAACCAUCUCGCCAGCUUCCCUCUCACCCACUCGGAGAAGAAGAGCAUGGAUACCAUCACUGAGAAGGCAGCCAAGUAUUCCUCGGCCUCCUCCUUUGCCAGCAGCGUGAUUCUGCCUAUCGCCAUGUUCACCAUGGGCUUCCUCAACCUUCACUUCCUCUCCUAA